Molecule: messenger RNA, 1867 nt
Organism: Cynara cardunculus var. scolymus (artichoke)
Lineage: Eukaryota; Viridiplantae; Streptophyta; Magnoliopsida; Asterales; Asteraceae
Product: probable polyamine transporter At3g19553
Exons: 2
Coding region: 179-1708 (509 amino acids)
Biological process (GO): transmembrane transport
Cellular component (GO): membrane
Molecular function (GO): transmembrane transporter activity
Source: RefSeq, a predicted model, not a curated record
GCCUCAAUCCAAAAAAAGGAAGAUAUCAAUAUAUUUGAUUCAUUUAGAUUCCAUUUACAUCUUCACUUGAUUCUAUGAACAAUCAAACGCCAAUUUCUUAAAUCAAGAUUCAAGACCAUGGUGAUGGCAUAGCAUCCAAAAGAUCAAGCUUUCGAUCGUCAAGAUUCAUCCUCUUUUCAUGGGUCAGGAGGGAAAUCAAGAUACGAUCAUGAGCGAUGAUCACAACAAUGGAGUCGAUAAGAAAUCAAACCCUACACUAACCUUAUUACCUCUAAUUGCCCUGAUCUUUUACGAAGUUUCUGGUGGUCCAUUUGGUGUAGAAGAUUCAGUUAAAGCAGGAGGAGGUGCUCUACUUUCCUUAUUAGGGUUCACCAUUUUCCCAAUUUUCUGGAGCAUCCCAGAAGCCCUAGUCACAGCUGAACUUGCCACAAGUUUCCCUAAAAAUGGCGGUUAUGUCAUCUGGAUAUCAUCAGCUUUCGGCCCUUUUUGGGGUUUCCAAGAAGGGUUUUGGAAAUGGUUUAGUGGGGUUAUGGAUAAUGCACUUUACCCAGUUCUAUUUCUUGAUUACUUGAAACAUUCACUUCCAAUCUUUGAUGAAUUGUAUGCUAGAAUUCCAGCCCUCUUAGCAAUCACUAUUUUGUUAACUUAUUUGAACUACAGAGGCCUUCAUAUUGUAGGAACUGCUGCCAUUCUUCUUGCUGGUUUCUCUUUACUUCCAUUUGUGGUAAUGGGUAUGCUUUCAAUCCCCAAAAUCAGGGCUAAAAGAUGGGUAUCUGUUGAUUUCAAGAAAGUGGAAUGGAGGGGUUAUUUCAAUAGCAUGUUUUGGAACUUGAAUUAUUGGGAUAAAGCCAGUACACUUGCUGGGGAGGUUCAAGAUCCCAGUAGGACUUUUCCGAAAGCUCUUUAUGGUGCGGUUAUUUUGGUCGUUUGUUCGUAUUUGAUUCCCCUUUUGGCGGGCACAGGGUCGUUAGACUCGGAUUCUAGUAAGUGGAGUGAUGGGUACUUUGCUGAAGUUGGGAUGUUGAUAGGAGGAUCUUGGCUGAAAUGGUGGAUUCAGGCUGCUGCUGCUUUGUCGAAUUUGGGGUUGUUCGAAGCAGAAAUGAGUAGUGAUGCUUUCCAACUUCUUGGCAUGAGUGAAAUCGGGAUGCUCCCUUCGGUAUUUGCUUCCAGGUCGAAGUUCGGGACACCCACAAUCAGCAUAUUGUGCUCCGCAACCGGUGUGAUCUUCCUUUCAUGGAUGAGUUUUCAAGAAAUCUUGGAAUUUCUUAACUUUCUUUACGCCAUUGGAAUGCUUCUCGAAUUCGCAGCUUUUAUAAAGCUCAGAUUAAAGAAGCCUGAUCUUCAUAGACCUUAUAAAGUUCCUCUGAAAACGUUUGGUGCAAUGAUGCUGUGUGUACCGCCGUCCGUUUUACUCGUACUCGUUAUGUGUUUAGCAUCCGCAAGAACCUUCCUAGUGACCGGUGCAGUUGUUGUUCUCGGGUUCAUUUUGUACCCGGUCAUCAUUCACGCGAAGAAUAAGAAGUGGGCCCACUUUCUUUCCUCCGAUGACGUAAAUUCUUGUGAUCGUGAUGUCGAAGACGAAGACCAAGAUAACGGGAUGGUGCAUAUUGCCGAUGAGGCCGAGGUCAGCCUGCUAUCGGACACGUCCUCUUCUAAAACGGAAAAAAUAUACGAAAUAUUACCCGAAGGAGUAUCGAAGUCGGAGUGAGACCGGUGUACAUACCGUAUUCUACAUUCUUGUUGUAUUUAUAGAAAAUUACGAUAUUUUGUCUUACAAGUUGUUGAAGGACCGGUGAAUGGUGAUAUGCAUAUUGUACUUGUACUAUGAAACACACUUUUUGCAAAUUGCAAUUUAAACCCCUUAAAG